AUGUUCAAAUUGAAUUCAUGGCGCCACAAAACCCUAAUCUAUUAUUAUCUCAAGGGAUUAACAUUACAAUCCCCAAACCCUAACCCUCUUUUCCACCGUUACCCAUCGCAAUUUUCUCUUCGUUACUGCACAAACACUUCCGAUUCAACCCCAUUUCCUGUCUCCUACCUCAUCCGCAAUUUUGAAUUCUCACCACAAUUUGCUUCCAAACUCUGCUCCACUUACAAAGUGUGUUUCAAAACUUCCCAAAACCCUGAUUUAGUUCUCAACUUCUUUAGAAACUAUGGUUUCUCAGAUUCCCAAUUACGUGAUACCAUUCAGAAGUCACCAGGGUUGCUUUCAUGCAAUCCCUCCAAAAGGGUGUUGCCAAAGUUUCAAUUUUUUCUUUCCAAAGGUGCUUCUAAAUCUGAUAUUGUUAACCUUGUCAGUAAAAAUCCCAAAAUCUUGUCUCCAAGCUUGAAGAAUUUUAUUAUCCCAAACUAUGAAUUGCUUUAUGGAUUCUUGCAAUCAGACAAGAAAACUAUUGAUUGUGUAAUUGGCAAUCCAAUUUUACUUUGUGACCAAGGUGUGUCACGUAACAUCACAAUGCUGCUUGAAAAUGGAGUGGCCAACUCAAACAUUGCAAGAUUGCUUCAGAUCCGGAGUCGGGUAUUCCUGUUCCGUGACUUGCUGAAAUUUGUGGAUGAAGUAAAGGUUUUGGGGUUUAAUCCUUCGAAAGUAAUUUUUUCCGUAGCAUUGACUGCUAAAGCAACUGUAACCAAAACCUUGUGGAAGGAGAAAGUUGAUGCCUUGAAGAAAUGGGGUUGGUCUGAUGAAGAUGCUGUUGAAGCAUUUAGAAAGAAACCUUAUUGUAUGUUAACAUCCAUUGACAAAAUAAAUUUAGUGAUGAGCUUUUGGGUCAAUCAGAUGGGUUGGGAUGCUAUGGCCAUUGCCAAAGUACCAUAUAUUUUGUCACUAAGUUUGGAAAAAAGGAUCAUUCCGAGGGCUGCUGUUGUGCAAUUUCUUCUCAAUAAAGGUUUGUUUCAUAAGAAUGGAAGCUUAACGCAUCCAUUUGUACUGCCCGAGAAGUUGUUUCGUGAUAUGCUUAAAAAACGUUUUAAGAACGAGUCCUCUUAUUUAUUAAAUUUGUAUGAGGAAAAACUCAAUCAUGCAUAUACUGCGGACAAGACAUGCAUGUCAUGA
Molecule: messenger RNA, 1182 nt
Organism: Trifolium pratense (red clover)
Lineage: Eukaryota; Viridiplantae; Streptophyta; Magnoliopsida; Fabales; Fabaceae
Exons: 1
Coding region: 1-1182 (393 amino acids)
Biological process (GO): regulation of DNA-templated transcription; chloroplast organization
Cellular component (GO): chloroplast
Molecular function (GO): double-stranded DNA binding
Source: RefSeq, a predicted model, not a curated record